Messenger RNA from Suillus discolor, 522 nucleotides. RefSeq lists its product as uncharacterized. Bases 1 to 522 code for a protein of 173 amino acids. The transcript has a single exon. The record is from RefSeq and is a predicted model, not a curated record. Lineage: Eukaryota; Fungi; Basidiomycota; Agaricomycetes; Boletales; Suillaceae.
AUGUUUUUAGGGCAGGUACAAUUUGGCGUAUAUCGAGACGACUGUGAAGGGAUACAUCCCGACGUAAUCGAAGAACAUUACGGGGUCUACGGCCAUGUGGCAACUCAAUGGCAACACCAGACCGGAGCAGGACAUCCCAUGGACAAAGAAGACAGUGAUGAUGGCGAGGAAUCUCACAAUAUAGUACAGGCGGUCAAUAACCAACAAAGAGACCAUAUCCACCAUGAAGCCAUCAGUGUUCCAUUGCAAAGGAAUCCUUUCGUCAACGAAGGAACAUACCGGCAAUUUUCUGCCACUCUCACUGAAGUUAUAGCUGAAGACAUAACACCACACCAUUGCAGGCUGGCCACAGACGAGUGGGAAAGUAAUGAAUACCCAGUUUUUGAAACUAUUUCCAUCGGUCGUCAGGGAUCCAAAGAGCUUCAUGUGUCGCUUGGUGAAUUGAUGUGGUCUAAGCGAGCAAAGCUAUGGUGUCAAGCGUUAGUAGUGUUGUCAUAUUUUUUAGCUGCCGGUAGAGAGUGA